Molecule: messenger RNA, 3292 nt
Organism: Triplophysa dalaica
Lineage: Eukaryota; Metazoa; Chordata; Actinopteri; Cypriniformes; Nemacheilidae
Gene: misp3
Product: MISP family member 3
Exons: 4
Coding region: 85-2229 (714 amino acids)
Source: RefSeq, a predicted model, not a curated record
GGUAGAGAGGGCAGAACCGCACAAGCGUCUUAAAAUCAGUUACAGUACUCGUGUCGUCCCAUCAGUUGACAAAUCAAGUGCAAAAUGGAAACAGACCUGUGCCCUGAGAGAUCUGAAUCUCAAGAUAAAUGUAAUAAUGAUAAAGAUUCCCAAUUCACAGAAAAUAGGGAAACACCGGGAGAGCCAGAAAAGCAAGAGGAAGAAGCAACUUGUGUGAUUGAAAGAGUGGAAACGCCUCCUCAACCUGACGGUGCUCACACCUCCUUACCAGCAGAUGGAGCUGUUGAGCCAAAUGUAGACGACCUCAACAAUGAGUCGAAUGUUGACCAGACUCAAGAAUGGCCACCAGUGCCUGAACAUGAACUUGCUUCCCAAACAGAGAGUGUUGCGUGUCAGGAGGCGGUAGACGCAAACACUGAACCCGGUGAGGAUGUUUUAACCCAUGUGCAGGUCGCUGAGGGUGUGCAACAAGAAGGGUGUGCUGUUGAGCAUCCACUCGACUCACAUGAUGACUCUGAUGUGUUUUUGUCCGAGAACAGCGAAGAGCAAAAUACAGACUGCAAACCUGUAGCUGAGUCUGUUGGAAAUGCUCCGAAUGUCCAGCAGGAGGCGCUUGAGCCAAACAAGACCACGAGUCUGAAUGAGAAUGAGGCGGAGCAGCAGGUGUGUGACGAUGCUCCGCCCCUAGAUACAGUUACAGGUGAGCCGGCCAAUCCAGAGGGAGAGAGCCGUGCCUGUAGCUCUACUGAGGAUCAAGAGCCAUUGACAAUGACGGGGGCGAGGAGAGACGGUGAGAGGGAGGAGGGGAGAGAACGUGGUGACACAGGUGAGGAGCGAAAGCAAACAGGUGGAGCAGAAGAGGAAAGGCAGGCGGGAGAAGUAGAGACCCAUUCGGACGCAAAGACAGAAAGGAAAGACGGUAAAAUGGAUGUCGAUGAGAGCCAGAGUGACAGCGGCGUAUCUGCAGAUUUCUCCCCCAACAGUACGACAGAUGCGUCCGAUUGCCCCGCGAAGCCCGAAUCUCCUCAGAACGAAACACCCAUCGAGAGGGAAAUCCGUUUGGCCGUCAUGAGAGAACAGAACCUGCGGCGAGCUCGAGGACUGGACGACGCGCCGGACAGGGCAAAGGAGUUUGUGGAAAUUCCCACGAGGAAACACAUCCUCUCACAGGAUCCCAAGCGGAGUCCAAGCUUGGACAAAGACAGGCAGUUUGCCGGAAAGAAGAUGCAGAUGGAGAUCAGCGCCGAGGCGGAGAGAGAGAAGGUUCUGGUGGACUUGGGUCGGCUACCGGGAUUCUACGACAAGGGCAUGGAGGUACAGGUUCAAGAGAAAAAGCUUCUCUUUGAAUCGCUGCAAGAUCCAAAUGGAAGAUCGAACUCCACCAGCGGAGAACAAGCUGCCGCAAUACAAGACUUUGAAUGUUCUGUAGAUAUCAAACAACGUAUGAUGCAGUUCUCCCAGAAUCCUCCCAGCCCACCAGCAGCGGCCGAACCUGAAGGGUCGAAGAGUGACCCACCUGUAGGACCUGGUCUGACCGAAUCCAACACGGCUCAGGUAAUAAUCAUCGAGACAACCACAAUUUUUACACCCGUACCGGACUCGAACAGCGCUCGUGAAACAACCUCAAGGACUGACGGAGGGUCCAGGACGGACCAGAACGUGUCUUUUUCUGAGCCCGUAGGGACGACCCGACAACAAAGUUUUGAGGAUAAAGACGACCAAAGUUUGGCGAAAGAGAAUCCUUUCUUCAAGCUUCGAUCCUCGGCUAUGCUUCCUCAGGUGGAACAGGACAUCAAAGAGGCGAAGGAGAGGGAACGAGAGCUCCAGGUGCAGAGGAGCAGUCUUUAUGGUGAAGCAGCCGUGGAACCUGAAGCAGAGAGGAAAGGAUUGGAAAUAGAAGAGCCGACGCAAAUAGAUUCAGGGAUGGGAGGAAGAGAAAAAACUGAAAGAAGAGUGGGAGAGGAAAUAAUAUCCCCCAGCGAAGAGAUUCUUAGCCCCUCAGCUAAAGAGACAAAUCUGAAUCUGACAGCCUGUCAGUCAGAGGUGUCCACAACCCCGACAUCAGUGAAACAGUCCGCUGGUAAACUGGAGUUAAUGUGGCCGCCACCCCAAACUGAUGAAGAAAAGCAACAGUCAGAGAAAGCAUCAAGGACCCCACGACAGCGAAACCCGUUACUGGAUCGCUGGGAGUCAGGGAUGGUGAACGGACACGUGGAGGACAGCAACUGAGACGAAGAGCAUCACAACAUAUUCUUUUAUUCAAUCUACCUGCGAACACAUGAUCAACUGUCACAGAAAUCUCAUUGAUCUUCUAAUCUUAAGAAGGAGGAAAGGCAGCCGGGGAUUCAGGUGGAUUCAAACAGACCUCUGCCUCAAAAAGACGAAGGAGAAGUGACAAGUACAACCCAACACUCCAGAAAUGUCUGUGAAAUCACCCGAAACACUUUAAUAAUCAUGUAACAAGUAGUGUUUGUGAUUUAUAGACUAUCACUAAUGCUGCUGGUUGGUUUGGCACGGCCUAAAAUGCUUACGAUGCGUUGUGAUUAUAAACAUUUAUUUUUAAUAAACAUAACUAUCUCAUAGGGACUGAAAGGUGGUGUCAAUUAAAAUGAUGAAAGAAACAUCAGGUAGAUAGUUUAUAACUCUUUUUACACGGCUCGUUGGAAUGUUUGAUUCUGAUUGGCCAGUCUCGACAUUUGCAGAUUCGUUAUACCCAGAUAACAACCGUUCAAACAUAAUAAUACAUGGUAACCCGGAUGCAGCAAAUCAUUUUGACAGGUUUUUUAGACAAAUCAAAUGUAAAUAUAUCUUUUGAUAACAUAUAUGACAUUAUAUUUACAAAUGAUUAAACAAAAUUGCCUGUUAACAGUAAAGUAAACGGCUUUUCCUCGUGGAAGGUCUGCACACGGUAAAAAGUAGCUAAUAAAAUAUUUCAAUAUUUUUUCUCAUGUGGCAAGUAGCUGUGUAAUAAGUGAUAAUGUUCAAGCAGCUGGCUGUUAUUAUCCCUUAGAAAAGUCAAGGCAGCAGUGGUAAAUCUUAACAUACAGUAUAAUUGUAUUAAAUCAACUUUUUGUUAGUUCCGAUUGUUUUAAAUGCAUUUGUGAAACUCACUUUGACUGUUUGAAUGUUAUUGAGAAGAAACCGAGUCGACAACCCACUACCUGCUCGCUCAUUUAUUCAAAGCCAUUGUGCGUGGCAUCUGAAACUGCAUUCACAAUAGGUUGUAAUGUUUAUUUAUGACAUGUGUAUGGUAUUGAAUUCAAGGUUUGACUAAUAAAGAGGGUACAGUUCA